This is a messenger RNA of Drosophila kikkawai, 4043 nucleotides long. RefSeq lists its product as uncharacterized. The record is from RefSeq and is a predicted model, not a curated record. Gene Ontology annotation, molecular function: serine-type endopeptidase activity. Gene Ontology annotation, biological process: proteolysis. Lineage: Eukaryota; Metazoa; Arthropoda; Insecta; Diptera; Drosophilidae.
CUCUGGGACUUUGAACAAUAUUUCUGCUUGUACGCCGCUCCGAUCCGAUCCAAACCGAUCCAAUCCGAUCCAGCCAGCAGCUAAAAAAAAAGCAAGGCAUUUCAUGUUUUUGUUAUUACUCUCUCGCAAUAAGAAAAACGAAACAAAACACGGCGAAACAAUAAAGAAAAGUGCAAUGAAAACAGCCACAUAAAUUGCAAGCAAUUUGUAAUCGGGAUCCUAAUACCGUUUCUUUCUCCCCCUCCAGUAUUUGUGAUCAACGAAAAAAAACACACUCCAAACAAACAAAUAAACAAAGCAAAUUGGAUUAAUUCUCAGCGGAUUUCCACAACACACCCAGACACAGCUCCAGAGAGGCAAUUAAGGAAGUAAUUCGUGGCCAGAGUCGCGAUGCAGUGCAACAUGCGAGCACAUGAAACCGCUUGAAACGUGGAACGUGGUUCGUGGCUGUUAAAGCGUCAACAGCAAUUGCCAUAAUUGCCAUUGGAGCAGCGCACACAGUCCAAUAACCGCUGAACCAGCAGCAGCAAACACACCCGUCCGUCACCCAAGCUCCAAUCCAAUCCCAUCCCGGCGCCGCACCCGGACCAAUCCAAUCCGAACCGAUCCAAUCCGAUCCGAACGAAACCCGCCACACGAGCCAUCGGCGGCAGGCACUGCAAAUCAAGCUCAAUUGCGCCGGAAAAUCCCCAAACACUGCCGAUCCAAAGACCAGUACCCGUACCCAGACCCAGGCCAAGACCAAGACCGAGACCAGGCCAAAAACCAGCAGUGGCGAGAGAUCAAUGAACGCGGCACGCAGCUGACAGCAUUCGGUAUCCACUUUUCAGUACCCAAGCUCAGCGGAGCGUAGGAAAAGCGAAGCAGCUCAGCGGCUCAGCGGCUUGGGCGGCCAGCGUUCAAGUUCAGGCGGCGCCAAGCAGGAAGUGGAGCGGCUGCACCUUAAUUGGAGCCACAGCCAGAGCCAGUGUCAUUACCACCGACCAAACGCCACUCACUCACGCGCCGCUCAUCCUGCUCGAUGUAAGAUGUUAGUGGCCAGCACACGCAACACCUGGAGAUGGAGCCAACAACUCACGUGGGCCAUUAAUCUGCUCGCCUACUGUUCCGCAGCCAGUGCCUCCUCCAGCGCCACACCCACCACAUUAACGACGGCUGCUCUGCUGACGGGUCACCAGCUGCUGCCCUGGCAAACGGCGGCGGCCACCUCCACCUCGCCCUACACGACGCCCGCCACUGCCCGGAAUCUGUAUGCUCCCUACCAGAGCUUCAGCCAGCAGGACGAUAUCAGCUUCAAGGACGUGCGCCAGCGCAGCGAUGGCACAGUGUUCCAAUCCUUUGGUUCCUACCGCACCGCCCGGCAAAUGAACGGAGGAGCCCAGCGUCGCUCUGACUCCUCAGCCGCCGUGGAGAUCAUACCAGCACCCUCCGUGGAACUGCCGCAGAGUGAGCUGAUCACUGUGCCCAAGCAGCUGGUGCCCACGCUCCCGGAGAAUGUGACGCGUCAGGGGAGGAGGCGCAACUACAUGUACAUUCCGCUGCAGACGGGAGGAGAUGCCUCAGGAAGCUCGGAUGCACUCCUGCAACUACGUCCAAGUAGAAAUGCCACUUUGUCGGCUCUGGGACCACCCGCUGAUGGCGUGGCAGCGGUGGCCCAUGAGUUUGCCGCCGAACUGGCGACCCAGGGCAGUCCAGAGCAGCAGCCCCUUGAACUGGAACUCGAUCCGGAGCGUAACGAACGCACGGAACGUAGUGAUCUUCUGGCCUCGGCUAGCUCCACGGAUAAGCUGGAGUACGCAGAGCCCCAGGAGAACACCAGUCGCCGGGUGGGCUUUCAGUUUCCCAGCUACAGCCUGAAGCCGGCCAGUCCCUUCCACCCGCAGGCCUAUCGCGAGGAUAAUCCCAUCUUCGGAGAGGCCGGAAGUAGCGGCGGCUAUGAGCCACAGCCUUACAGCGAAGAUGCUGGUCCACCUCCCACACAGUACGAGCAGCAUGAGACGCGACACACUCGCCAGCUGUACUUUGACACGGACACUGCCUCCUCCUCCAGCUUCGAGUUCCCCGGUUUAGUGAGCAACUCCAAGCCCCAUGGCCUCAAGAUCUAUCGUGAUGACGUGACCAAGUUUGGUGAUAUCAAUGGACCGAUCACAGCCCUGCCCCAGCAGAGGCCGCAGCGCGGUUUCUACUUUGGCGACACGGAAUUUCGGACGGGACCGCCUUCUCCAAUACGCCAGUUUGGACCACAGAAGAACUUCCAGGAGUACGUGGCCCCCGGCGAGUACCAGGGAUCGCGGAAGAGUCGCUAUUAUCCGUACAAGUCCUCGCGCAGUCCACGGGUGGUCUUUCCCGCCAACGACAAUGUGGGCACCACCGGACCCAGUGGACCAGCAGGCGCCAGCGGACCCUCCGGCAAUGGAGUCUACUUCAGUGACAAUAUAGCUUUCAGGGACCAGAACUUUGGCAUCAAUGAACUUUCCGCCGUGCAGGAUGUGCGCAAUGACUACAGCCUGCAGGAUUUGGACAGCGCCUCGGAGGCCACCAGCAGUCCACAGUCGGCGAGCACGUUCAAGGAGAAAGUCGACAUCACAACGGACACGGAGUGCCAGCAUCGCGGCGGCACCUGCGAGUUCUUUCUGGGCUGCUGGCUCUCCGGCGGCCUCAUUCAGGGCACCUGCGACGGACUCCUGCGGGGCUGUUGCCACCGGACGGCCAAGUCGGCCAAUCUGGGCAGCUCGGACUUCGUCGGCAAUGCCGUAGAUCUGACCGAUCUGCCGCAAAAGAACUUUGGACCGGUCAACAACGAACCCAGCUGCGGCAUCUCGCUGGCCAAACAGACUGCCCAGCGGCGCAUUGUGGGCGGCGAUGAUGCCGGCUUUGGCUCUUUCCCCUGGCAGGCCUACAUCCGCAUUGGCUCUUCCAGGUGCGGUGGUUCGUUGAUCUCGCGGCGCCAUGUGGUCACCGCCGGUCACUGUGUGGCCCGGGCCACUCCCCGCCAGGUGCACGUCACCCUGGGCGACUAUGUGAUCAACUCGGCCGUGGAACCGCUGCCCGCCUACACCUUUGGCGUCCGGCGAAUCGAUGUGCAUCCCUACUUCAAGUUUACGCCGCAGGCGGAUCGCUUUGACAUCUCAGUGCUGACGCUGGAACGUACCGUGCACUUUAUGCCACACAUAGCUCCCAUCUGCCUGCCGGAGAAGAACGAGGACUUUCUAGGCAAGUUCGGCUGGGCCGCCGGCUGGGGAGCUUUGAAUCCGGGCUCUCGGCUGCGUCCCAAGACACUGCAGGCCGUGGAUGUGCCGGUGAUUGAGAACAGGAUAUGCGAGCGCUGGCACCGGCAGAACGGCAUCAAUGUGGUCAUCUACCAGGAGAUGCUGUGCGCAGGUUAUCGCAAUGGUGGCAAGGACUCGUGUCAGGGAGAUUCGGGAGGACCGCUGAUGCACGACAAGAAUGGGCGCUGGUACUUGAUAGGUGUGGUUUCUGCCGGCUACUCAUGCGCCUCUCGAGGCCAGCCCGGCAUCUACCACAGCGUGAGCAAGACCGUCGACUGGGUGUCCUACGUCGUUGGACUGACGAUGAACAUUUAGGCAAGGAACCGGACAGGAACGUAACGGAACGGAAUGGCUUAUUUAUUCUCAUCCAUCAGCAUUCGCACCUGCCUGCUAAGUGGGCCACAGAUUGUUUUGUACAUAACUCACUUCAUUCUGCUUCUGAUUCGGAACUCAGCGCCGACUUAAUUUAUGGUUUCACCCGACCAGAGACAUCUCUAUAUAUAUAUAUAUAUAAAUAAUAAUGUAAUUGAACAAAUUAGCGCAGUACAAUUUAGCGUUUAGGACUGGCUGUGUGCGUCUGCAAGACGUGCACGUGUGCGAUAUUAUUGCAAAAGGAAAAACUGAAAAACCCUAAACUAAAAGCCUUAAAUUAAAUUUAACUGAUAAUUACGGUCUAAUUUACUUAGUCAUAUGCGCUGUUAUGUAAUUUUAAAAACUAUUUAUGAACUACAUAUUUCGUGUGUAAAUAAAUUAUAUGAAAAAUGUUGAAAUGAA